This is a messenger RNA of Capsicum annuum, 919 nucleotides long. RefSeq lists its product as uncharacterized. Lineage: Eukaryota; Viridiplantae; Streptophyta; Magnoliopsida; Solanales; Solanaceae. The transcript is spliced from 3 exons. The record is from RefSeq and is a predicted model, not a curated record. Bases 1 to 582 code for a protein of 193 amino acids.
AUGAUGCAGCAUCAGACAUCUAGUUCCUCACAUACAGCUACUCUUAACCCUGUUAACUCACAACCUUCAUCAGUAUCUACUCCACAGAUUGGGAUAUCAACUCUUCCUCUUCGAGGCAAUAUCUCUGAACCUGAAAUUCCGACCAUAGACCAUUCCAUUACAUAUGAAAAGGAACUUGCGAGGCCAAUAACUCAGGCUGAGGCAUUCAAGGCUACACAUACAAGGAAGAAGAAAACUCCUAAAGAUCCUGAUGUUUGGGUUGAGCCACGAGCUCAACUGACCUAUAAUCUAUAUUUGCAAUGCAUAGAGAAUUUUCACCAAACUCUGCCAGAAGAUGGGCAAGACCUACCACUUAGCCAAGAGCAGAAUGAGAGAAUAUUGUUAGAUAUUGUUGGUGGCCCAAGUAGAUAUGGAUAUGCUUAUGGAUUUCCCCAACGAACUUUCCUUGAAUUUCAUUUGGAACUAGAAGGCCUCAGUAGUUUCCAGGAUGAUGAGUCAAGGGAGACGAUUUUGGCUUUGAAGCAGCAAAUAGCUGAGCUAUCUAUCGAAGCUGAGGCCUCGCGGGCUAGUAAAGGUAAAUAGAUAUACAGUAAGUAGGAAUGAAGUCCCAAUUCGAUGCAUUACUUGCUUCGGAGAGUAUUUCCCUUUGUCCCGGUAAUGUAGUGUGCCCUUUUCGACCUCCACAGUCUCUACCUAUUUGACAUGGAGUAUAUGGUCAAUACAAAGAUAUGAUUGAGGAGCCCAUCAGUGAUGAAGAUUAUGAGAAUUACUAUGUCGAAAAUACACCGCCGCGUUGUUAAAGUUGAAUGUUGUCUAGAUAAUCCAAAUUAUAUACUUUAUGGUGGUUUAUUUGAAUUCUAAUGUGUUUUUGAAUGCAUUAAAACUUUAAAGUAGUAUUAACAAUAGUAUUUUUAAAUAA